Molecule: messenger RNA, 3474 nt
Organism: Amyelois transitella
Lineage: Eukaryota; Metazoa; Arthropoda; Insecta; Lepidoptera; Pyralidae
Exons: 2
Coding region: 613-3009 (798 amino acids)
Source: RefSeq, a predicted model, not a curated record
UGCCCUGCUAAGCGCAAAAGCGGUAUCUCAAAAAAAAUCGUAAAAUUGAUUUUUAUGCCAUCGGAUAGCUUUAAAAAAUACGCAUCUACUGGACUAAGCCAUUUAGCACUAUCUUGUUCAAAACGUAUGAAAAAACCUUAAGAAAGAUUUUUCUAUCUCAGUUUUACCAUAUAUCACUAAGGGUGUUAGAGGUAUAUUAAUAUUACGUAGGCAACCAGCCGCAAAUUUAAAUAUCGCUAAAAUUCUUAAAUAAAUACACAACUUUUGCUUAGCCGAUAAGCGGUAAGUAGGAUGAGUAAAAUCAGUAAUGAGUUACCGCUAUAAUGCUUAGUAUUUUAAUGCUUGCAUAAUACGCAAACUGUUUUGAAUUAGUGAGAUACGGUUGCAAUAGCAAAAUUAAAUUAGCCCUUAUGGUUUUACUGGAUAAGAUCGAAUUUCUAAUACAUUUUACAGUGAUUUAUCCCUGCCCUUGGCAAAUUCGUUCGCAAAUUCGUGUCAUAACUUGUUUGUUUUUGUUGUGAAGAGGUCAUGAUAUUUGUGCAAAAUUGAGAAAAAAACUGUAAAUUAAGGUGCUUAAUGGGGUCACUUCAUACAUUGACAUUCAGAUAAACCAUGUCGCAAAGAAAUACGAAAAUGAUGAUGCUUUUAGCACAAAAAAAUAAGGCGUUGAGGGAAAAGUUUAAGGAAUCCAAACAAUUACAACGUAAUAUUAAAACGAUCGAUCCCGACUUUUUUCCUACUAGUGAUUCAGAUGAUGAUCCCGCAUUUUCAAGAUUCAACAGUGCUGAUCAAUUACUAGCUCCGAUUCUUCCUUCCUCAAAUGGUUUCGACUUUGAAGAUUCACAUUUUUUAUCGGGUCCGUGUACAUCAAACGUUGAUUAUUUCGCUAUGCAUCAGGAUGAUCAAAACACAGAAAUCGGGAAUAACAACAAAUCCCCUAACUCGUUGAUCACAUUGACAACUGUGCCAAUUAUUGAACAUAAUGAUUUAAGUGACAUAUCAUCGCCAGGCUUUUGUUUUAAUACACACAACAUACACAAUGUUUUUAAUUGCGGUAAUCCAGAACCUUUGAUCACAGAUACUAUUGAAGAUCAACAAAGAUCCUGUAUUUUUCAAGAUGAUACAGAAAAAAUAUUGAUAACUGCUUCCGAUAAUACUAUUUGCACUUCUGAAUCUCUUAGGAAUAAUUCAAAUGUGAUAAGUGUUCAAUACGAAAAAUCUGUUGAGAAUUCAUCUCAAGGACACGAAGUGACACCAAAUGAUAAUCUUAGGGACACCGAGAAUCUGACACAAAACGAGAUAGCUGAUGGAAAUACACAUAAUCUUACAACUUAUACUAAGGCCGGUACAAUUAGGAAAAGAAAAAAACACGACCAACCUCUCAAAGUCAGAAAUGAAGUGAAAAAAAGUGAGAUUAGAGAGAAACAUAACGUUAAACCACCCUGUCCUGCUUCAUGCAAAAAGCAGUGUAUCCAAAAUAUAUCGGAAGAGCAGCGAAAAAUUAUAAAUGAGAGCUUCUGGAGUUUGAAUGACAAAGAGAGGAAGGCUUAUAUGCUGCAUCACACCUCAGCUAAAUCUGUGAAACAAAGAACAGUAACAAGAUUUGAAUCAGAGGAGUACAGAAAAAAAGUAAGCUACAGUUAUUCACUUAAGGACGUGCUCGGUACAAAGUAUGGAGUAUGUAAAACCUUCUUUUUGACAACUUUGGGCUACAAAUCAUCUAAUGACAAACCUUUACAUACGGCUUUGGCCAAUUCUAACGACACGGUUGCACCACCAGUAGACAAAAGACUGGGAGCUACUCCUCACAAUAAAAUUGAAUCUACUCCUAUUAAGGAACAUAUAAUGAGCUUUGAGCCGAGUAUAUCUCAUUACAGGCGUGAACACGCUCCCAAUCGCUUAUACUUGCCCAGUGAUUUGACAAUCAGUGCGAUGCAUAAAGACUUUUUAGAAAAAAAUCCGUCUUGCAAAGUAUCUUACGAUAAAUAUCGAGAAGUAGUCGCAGAAUUAAAUAUUUCUUUUGUAAAGCUUGGCCACGAAGAGUGUGAGGACUGUGAAGAGUUCCGUUUACACGAUGAUACACAUACCAAAGAAAACCUUAAAGAAGACUGUCUAGGUUGCACGAAGUGGAAAAGUCAUAACAAACGGGCAUACAUGUCCAGAGAGCAGUAUAAAUUAGACAGUGAGCUAAAUGAAACUGAUACUGUUGUAUAUUCUGCUGAUUUACAAAAAGUUAUCAUGCUGCCCAGGAUAGACAUGUUCAAAACUGCUAUUUUUACUCAUAGGAUAGUGGUUUACAACGAAAGUUUCGUGUCAACUGGUCAAGGCCGAAAAGAUUUGAGUGUUUUUCCUGUACUAUGGUAUGAAGGGUUGUUUGGACGUUCCAAAGCCGAAAUUAUAAGUGCAUACUAUCAAUUUUUUAUUUUUCAUCGGGAUAAAAAAAAUAUCAUACUAUGGGUUGAUAAUUGUUCCUCCCAGAACAAAAACUGGACGUUUUUUUCUUUCUUAAUUUAUAUUAUAAAUUCUAAGGAUAUCAACGCCGACAAGAUUGUCAUCAAAUAUUUUGAAUCCGGCCACACCUUUAUGUCAGCUGAUAGUUUCCAUCAUAGGGUAGAGCUGUCCAUAAAACGCAUGAAAAACAAAAUUUAUGAUUUCGCAGAUUUUUCUCAGGCAGUUAGCACUGCAGGAAAAAAUGUAAAACUUAAAGAGAUGAACAUGCAAGACUUUUAUGACUGGGAUGAUUAUACCACACAAUAUGCACUGUCUCGAAUUAAACCGCGUCCAUAUGUCAGCGAAAUGGUUGAAGUUGAAGUUAAAAGAGGCAGUUUUGAUAUCACCUACAAAACAGGAUUCGAUCAAAAUGCAAUUACUGCUAGCAUUAUAGGAAAAAAAAAUUUUAAAAAGUCAUGUCUUGCCUCCACCAAAAAAGAAAACUGCUCCGGAAGGAAUUUCAAGAAACAAAAAAGAAAAUAUUUUGAAAUCUUUUCAAAAUAUAAUACCACAAAAUAGAAUGUCCUUUUGGAGAGAACUCCCUACUUUUGACUAAUAAAAUUCCUUCCAAAAACCGUUUGUUUUUAAAUAUUUUUUUAUGUAAUUUCAAAUUUUAAUAAUAAAAAAACGUUAUAUAUAUACUUUAAUUGUUUUUUUUUUCAAAUAAUACAUAUUUUAUUCGAUAGAAAAUACAUUCCUUUUUGUAUACACACAUGUUUGAGAAGAGCUAACGAAAAAGCGGUAUCUCAAUUUUAAUUCUAUAGUUUACUAAGCGGUGUAACCGUAUCUCAUGAAUAAAGUACAUUAUUAUACAUUUUUGAUAAUUUAACUAAUGUGAUAACAAAUACACCCUAUAUAAUAUAUAAAUAAUAUUUAACAAAUAAAAAAAACUAUACAUAAAGUAUAUAUAUAACUAUUUUUACAUAACUUCAAUUAUCUCAAAACUCGCUUUCUUUGAGUUACCGCUUUUGCGCUUAGUUGGGC